Messenger RNA from Manduca sexta (tobacco hornworm), 1535 nucleotides. It is a transcript of the gene Rpt2, whose product is annotated as 26S proteasome regulatory subunit 4. Gene Ontology annotation, cellular component: proteasome regulatory particle, base subcomplex. The record is from RefSeq and is a predicted model, not a curated record. The transcript is spliced from 9 exons. Lineage: Eukaryota; Metazoa; Arthropoda; Insecta; Lepidoptera; Sphingidae. Gene Ontology annotation, molecular function: ATP hydrolysis activity; proteasome-activating activity; ATP binding. Gene Ontology annotation, biological process: proteasome-mediated ubiquitin-dependent protein catabolic process. The coding region runs from base 145 to 1464 and encodes 439 amino acids.
AAUUAGUCACGGCGUUCAGCACUAUUUGAAAUUUUUAUAAUCUGUGUUCGUAAAUUUCGCUUUGUAAUGGCCACAGCAAUCGUGUUUGAUAUAAUAAAUUGAAUUAUACUUAAUAAACAGUGAAAACUCACAAGAUAUAUUGAGAUGGGUCAAAAUCAAUCGGGCGGUGGUAGUGGAGGAGACAAAAAAGAUGAUAAAGAUAAAAAGAAGAAAUACGAGCCCCCUAUUCCGACGAGAGUUGGUAAAAAGAAGAGGAAAGCGAAGGGCCCUGACGCGGCAUUAAAAUUGCCUCAAGUUACUCCGCACACAAGAUGCCGAUUGAAGUUGUUGAAACUUGAAAGAAUAAAGGAUUAUCUUCUAAUGGAAGAAGAGUUUAUACGUAAUCAAGAAAGACUUAAACCACAGGAGGAAAAAAUUGAAGAAGAGCGAUCCAAGGUUGAUGAUCUCAGAGGAACCCCUAUGUCAGUGGGUAACUUGGAGGAGAUCAUAGAUGACAACCAUGCUAUAGUGUCAACAUCAGUUGGCAGUGAGCAUUACGUCAGCAUAUUGUCAUUUGUGGAUAAGGAUCAACUCGAGCCUGGCUGCUCCGUCCUUCUUAACCAUAAAGUGCAUGCUGUGGUGGGUGUGUUAGGUGAUGAUACGGACCCAAUGGUGUCUGUCAUGAAGCUGGAGAAAGCUCCCCAGGAGACUUAUGCUGACAUCGGAGGUCUGGACACCCAAAUUCAAGAAAUAAAAGAAUCUGUUGAGUUACCUCUAACCCACCCCGAGUAUUAUGAAGAGAUGGGAAUCAAGCCUCCAAAGGGAGUAAUCCUUUAUGGCCCUCCUGGUACAGGCAAAACAUUGUUGGCUAAAGCCGUUGCCAAUCAAACCUCAGCAACUUUCCUCCGCGUCGUUGGAUCUGAACUUAUUCAAAAAUACUUGGGUGAUGGUCCAAAAUUGGUGCGUGAAUUGUUCAGAGUGGCUGAGGAGCAUGCACCCUCCAUAGUAUUUAUUGAUGAAAUUGAUGCUGUGGGUACCAAACGUUAUGAUUCCAAUUCUGGUGGUGAAAGAGAAAUCCAGAGAACCAUGUUAGAGCUUUUAAAUCAACUGGAUGGUUUCGACUCCAGAGGCGAUGUUAAAGUUAUCAUGGCGACAAAUCGUAUAGAAACUCUGGAUCCGGCUCUCAUCCGCCCAGGGCGUAUAGACAGAAAAAUUGAGUUCCCUCUACCAGAUGAGAAAACAAAGAGGAGAAUUUUCACCAUUCACACCUCACGGAUGACACUGGCUGAUGAUGUGAAUUUGUCUGAGCUUAUAAUGUCGAAGGAUGAUCUGUCGGGUGCUGAUAUUAAGGCUAUAUGUACCGAAGCUGGUCUUAUGGCGCUUAGAGAGCGGCGUAUGAAAGUUACUAACGAAGAUUUCAAGAAGUCUAAAGAGAGUGUUUUAUAUCGCAAGAAAGAAGGCACGCCUGAAGGUCUUUAUCUGUAAUUACUUCAUAGAUUUUUUUUCGAGGUGUGUCGACCUCAAAAAACUUCAAAUAAAAUAUGUACUGUAAAAAA